GAACGGUGCGCAAGUGUUACCGUGUUCCUUUCUUGAAGUGACAAAAUUGAAACGCCGUGCGAUACUUUUGUGUUCUAUAGAUUGUGUAAACUUAACCGAGUUAAUAACAGUUUUAUUCACAAAACUCUGUGUUUAAUCCCCCAUUGGAUGUGUUCUGAAAACAUUAAACAACUUCGUUAAGAUGUCAUUGCAACCCUGACAUGUUCCGCACGGCGUCUGUUGAGGGCUCGGGGCCGCGGACCCCACCGGCCUACGCCCCUCAUCCACCACAUCCCCAUCCCUACCCUCCUCGCUUCUACCCUCCCCGAAUUCGACCUCCACCUCCUCAAUACUGCUUCGACGCUGCGCGCUUCGCUUGCGAUGCUUCUAAACCACGCUACUUAGACGUUGAAAGAGAACGAUUAGUAACUAGAUGGCUGGCAGAAGCAAACGAAGCGUUAGUAAGAAGGGAUAGACCACCAAGAUACAAGCCUAGGAGUAGUGAAAGGAGACCUGACUAUCCGGAGAGGAGACCGAAUGCACCAGAGUGGGCGGAUAACUUUUUAUUGGGAAGAAGAAACGGGUCUGUAGAACCAGAGGAUGACUGUAGUGAAGUGAUGACUGUAAAGGAGUUUGUCGACAAAUUUUCUCUGCCAAGAGUGGUUAAGUUUGAAGGGGAAGAGAGACCAGUGUUGUUAUAUAGGGUUCUCGAAGCCCAUAGGAGAGUGGAAGCGGUGCCGCUUUCGGGAAAGAAGGGGAAACUGGUUGGCAAACCUUUGUAUAUCCCGGAUUCUUAUGACGGUAAGUGGAUUGACCUUUUUUAAUCUCUGAAGACCCAGCAAACUGUAAUGGAAAAAGCGCUAAACGCCCAAUGUACUUUAGAAUGCACUAAAUAUGCUUCAGGCCCUAGCAAGUAUGCCCUCAGUUUCAGUGAAAAAUGC
Hyposmocoma kahamanoa is the source of this 920-nucleotide messenger RNA. RefSeq lists its product as uncharacterized. NCBI's taxonomy places the organism in Eukaryota, Metazoa, Arthropoda, Insecta, Lepidoptera, Cosmopterigidae. The record is from RefSeq and is a predicted model, not a curated record. The transcript has 2 exons. Bases 201 to 803 code for a protein of 200 amino acids.